AUGGGCUUCCCGCCGGCCGCCGCCUCUAUCCUCCUGGGGCUCCUUCUGCAGGGCCUCCUGGAGCCGCUGCGCGGGGAACUGGUCUUCAUCCCUCCGGUCAUCCGCAUGUCCAGCACCGAGGUCAGCGCCAGCCUGCUUGGAGGCACCGAGGACGUGACCGUGUCCCUGGCCCUGCUGCAGGACGCGGCGGGAGUGCUGUCCGUUCCCACUUGUGGCGUGCCCAGCAAUGAGACAGGAGGCUGGAGUUUGACUGUGACCCCCAGCAUGAACACGUUGGAAGUGACGGUGCGGCUGGAGAGGGCCACGGACUGGUGUGCCUCCAACGGGACGGAUUCCUUCCCGGGGUCCCCGUGCCUCGUGCAGACGCUGCUGGUGUCGGCGUCUCACCACGCUUCCUGCUCAGCUCAUUUACUCAUUCAGGCGGAGAUUUAUGCCAACUCCUCCCUGGCCCAUAAUGCAUCAGAGAACACGACAGUUAUUCCCAACCAGGUCUACCAGCCCCUCGGCCCUUGUCCCUGUAACUUGACAGCGGGGGCCUGUGACAUCCGCUGCUGUUGUGACCAGGAAUGCUCACCCAACACCACAGAGCUGUUCAGACAGUCCUGCUUCCCCGGUGUGUUUGGAGGUGAUGUCAACCCCCCUUUUGACCAGCUCUGCUCAACUCUGCAGACAGUGCGCCGCCCUGACUGGUUCCCCUUCCUGUGCGUGCAGUCCCCCCUUGAGAACUCACCUUUCCUUGGUUACUUCUACCACGGCGCCACCUCUCCUAAACAAGACUCCUCUUUUGAAAUACCUUUGCACGCUGAUCUCAAAGACUCUUCCAAAAUUGGCUACAAACAAGGAGAUCCCAUCAUGACUGCAGAUAAGGAGUAUUUUACUAUCCCGCAGGUGUCCCUGGCAGGUCAGUGCGUGCAGCACGCCCCGGUGGCCUUCCUUCGGAAUCUGGACGUCCAGUGCAUUACGAAUCUGGAAGCCUAUGAAGAUCGAGAUAACAUUCUUAACGUGGAGAUCAAAGAUGGCACAAUUGGAGGAGUAGUUAGAGCCACAGUCACCUACGAGGAAGCAGCUGACCUGGACAGAUUCAUCACAAUUACAGAAGCUCUUCCCAACCUGUCGGUCCCUCGGCUCAUCAACGUGGAAGAGCAUUUUGUCUUCAGGUGGAACAAUAACACGCUCAGUGACGUGACUGUCAGAGUGAUCCGGGCUCGCGCUCCUGCCACCAAGGAAGGAAGACUGACGCGGAGAUUUACAGUCAAAUUCCUCAGCUGGAGCAGUGAGGAUGAGAGGGAGUUCUCUGGAAACCCAGGGUACCAGCGUGGCAAGCCCGUGCGAGCGCUGGACGCCGACCAGAUGAACGCUCCCUCCACCCUGUACCUCUGGCGAUCCGCCGGGAGGGGUUUGUGUUCAGCAGCCACUUUCACACCCGUUUUGUUUGAAGAGAACGCGCUGUCUGGGUGCCUGUUGGAAGUCAGCGUGAACGACAAUUGCACUCAGCUCAGGGAGACUGCUUUGGAGCGACUUGGCUCAUUAAUACAAGCAACCCACGUCGCCAGGAGAGGCAAUUCUGAUUACGGCGACCUUAGCGACGGCUGGCUCGGAGUGAUCCGUGUGGACGCACCUGAUAUGGGUACAUUUGCCAGCAGCAUACCGGGGUUCUGCGCGGAUGUCCCUGCCCAGCUCACCCUCCGCAUCUUCGUCUCUGAGGCCGGCGCGGUGGAAGGCAUCCCUCAGCAGGAGAUCCUUGGCAUGGAGGCAAGGUUCUCCUCAGUGAACUGGCACUUCCAUUGUGGGCUGACCUGCGUGGACAAGGUCGACCUCUUCCCACUCAGCGCAUCAGUCCAGUUCAUUAAAAUACCUGCCCAGCGGCCCCGCCCCCUGACCAGAUUCCAGAUCAAUUUUACGGAGUACGACUGUAACAGAAAUGACGUGUGUUGGCCGCAGCUUCUGUAUCCACUGACGGGAUAUUACCAAGGGGAGCCUUAUUCUCAGUGCCUGGCCAAAGGGCUAAUCCUGGUGGCCUUGCUCCUCUCCGCUCUGCUGCUCAGUGAUCCCUGGAUGAGGUUGUGCAAAGCGCGGAAUCCGCCCGCCCGCUGA
Messenger RNA from Elephantulus edwardii (Cape elephant shrew), 2094 nucleotides. RefSeq names its product tectonic family member 2 (gene TCTN2). Lineage: Eukaryota; Metazoa; Chordata; Mammalia; Macroscelidea; Macroscelididae. The record is from RefSeq and is a predicted model, not a curated record. The transcript has 18 exons. Bases 1 to 2094 code for a protein of 697 amino acids. Gene Ontology annotation, biological process: protein localization to ciliary transition zone; cilium assembly; smoothened signaling pathway. Gene Ontology annotation, cellular component: MKS complex.